Messenger RNA from Panicum virgatum (switchgrass), 2520 nucleotides. RefSeq names its product protein FAR1-RELATED SEQUENCE 5-like. The transcript is spliced from 5 exons. The coding region runs from base 1 to 2520 and encodes 839 amino acids. Gene Ontology annotation, biological process: regulation of DNA-templated transcription. Gene Ontology annotation, molecular function: zinc ion binding. NCBI's taxonomy places the organism in Eukaryota, Viridiplantae, Streptophyta, Magnoliopsida, Poales, Poaceae. The record is from RefSeq and is a predicted model, not a curated record.
AUGCCUGACGAGAUCAGUGCCGACUACAUGGGGGCAUCUCAGGCGAUCCCGCCAAUGGCUGACGAGCCUAACUACAUGGACUCCGAUUCUCCACAGACCGAACCUAGUCAAGUAGAAAAUUGUACAGAAGACAGGAUACCAAAGGUUGGUAUGAAAUUCUGCACUGAAGAAGAGGCAUACCAAUUUUACAAUGCCUAUGCUCGAGACAAGGGUUUUAGUAUUCGAAGGAGCAGUUCACAUAAUGUGAAAAACAGCACCACCAUAAAGAAUAGAACCUUCUGUUGUUCUCGUGAAGGUGUUCGGCGUCCUGAUAAAAGAGAAGAAUCUUCCGGCUAUAGUAGACCAGAGACACGAUGUAUGUGUCAAGCUCGCAUGAAGAUAAGUCUCACAGAUGGAUUGUACUGCAUCUAUGAGUUUGAGCCUGAACAUAAUCAUAUUCUUGCUAGUAGCAGUCAAGUUCAUCAUUUAAGAUCUCAAAGAAAAAUAACAGAAGCACAACUCGCGAGUGUAGAAAAUGCUAAAGCAGUCGGCAUUUCAAAUAAAGCUACCUUUGAUCUCAUGGCAAAAGAAGCAGGUGGAGUUGAGAAUCUUGGAUUUACUCGUGAAGAUAUGAAGAAUAAAUUGUAUUCAAAGAGGUCACUACAGACAAACUAUGGGGACACAGGAGGAGUAUUGGAAUAUCUAGAGAAAAAAACAUCAGAGGAUGGGAAGUUUUUCUAUUCCAUUCAGGUUGAUGAGGAUGACUUGAUAACAAAUAUUUUUUGGACAGAUUCUAAAAUGGUUGCAGACUAUGAACUUUUUGGUGAUGUUGUUUGCUUUGACACAACAUACAGAAAAUUAAAUGAUGGACGUCCAUUUGGUUUGCUAGUUGGAGUGAAUAAUCACAAGAAGACAACAAUUUUUGGUGCUGCACUUUUGUAUGAUGAAACUGCAGAGAGUUUUGUUUGGCUUUUCAACACAUUUUUAACUGCUAUGUCAGGGAAAAAACCAAAAACUAUUUUAACCGAUGAAGAUGCAGCCAUGGCAAAAGCAAUCAAGAUAGUACUACCAGAGACUCAUCACAGAAUUUGUGUUUGGCAUAUGAACCAGAAUGCUUGCAAGCAUCUUGCUGGAGUUGUGGAGGACUAUAAGAAGUUCAAUAAAGAUUUUCAAAACUGUAUUUAUGAUCAAGAGGAGGAGGAGGAAUUUAUAAAUACAUGGAACAAUUUGCUAGACAAGUAUAAGCUACAAAACAAUGAAUGGCUGCAAAGAUUAUUUGAUAAAAGGGAGAAAUGGGCCUUAGCGUAUGGAAGAAAUACCUUUUCUGCUGAUAUGGUUAGCACUCAAAGAAGUGAAAGCAUGAACAAUGAGUUGAAGGGGUACAUUAGUGUCAAAUAUGACAUACUUACCUUUUUCGAGCACUUUGAAAGGUUGGUGGCAGAUAAAAGAAAUGAGGAGGUAAAAUGUGAUUUCAAGGCAACACAAAGUACACCUAAGUUGAAAUCUGAGUUGAGAAUACUAAGGCAUGCAGCAAGAAUUUAUACUCCAACCAUAUUUAAGGUAUUCCAAGAGCAAGUGAUGCAAACACUGAAUUGUGAUCUGUUCUAUUGUGGUGAAAGUAAUGCUGAAAAGGAGUACAAAGUAAAGGUUUAUGGUAGGAGGAAUGAACAUGUCGUGAAGUUUUCUGCAUUGGAAGUUGAAGUAAAGUGUAGCUGCAAAAAGUAUGAAUUUGUUGGAAUCUUAUGCUGUCAUGCGUUGAAGAUACUUGAUAUCAACAAUAUCAAAAAAAUUCCUGAACAUUACAUACUAAAUAGAUGGACAAUUGAUGCAAAAGUAAUUCAUAUAAAGAGCAAUUCUGAGACACAUGAAGAUCCCAAAACAAAGUUAUCAAAACGCAGACAGGAGUUAUGCAGGAUGUACAUUCAUUUAGCUAAUCGAGCUGCAGAAUCUGAUGAAACGUACUUAAUGGCUGUGAAUAAUGCGCAAAAAUUAGCAGAAGAUGUGGAGAAAAGCCUAAAAAUAAGACCUGAUUCAGAUGUUGGUACCUCAUCUCAUCCCGAAGGUUUGCACCCCGAAGGUACAGAAGAAGGAGAACAAACUAUAAAACCAAAAGGCCUGAAGGUUAAGGAGAAGGAAAUUCAUGGAUCUGCGAGACCUAUUGGUGGUUUUGAGAAGGCAACACGGCAGAAAAAGAAGACCAAAAAAGACCCAAUGGUUUCUGGUUCUGCAAAAGAGGCAAACACACAACGGAAAAAGAAAGGCAAGAAUGACCCAAAGGAUUGUGGUCCUAUAGUGGAAGUAGAUAAUGUAACAUAUGGGCAGCCACACUACACUGACCUGGGGCAUUUAGGGACUAGCACAUACCAAAAUCAAAUUCAGAUGGCAGGUUACUAUCCGGGCUACUAUCCACAUGGAAAUGCUUUUGUGCCUCCGCCUUUCAGUUCAUUCUUUGGGACCCCUAACCAUGGUCAAGAUACACAAGGAAAUGUCACUCAGUCAUUCAAUCCAAAUCCCUAUAAUGUGUUUGCCAAUUUUAAGUGA